Messenger RNA from Hyaloscypha bicolor E, 608 nucleotides. RefSeq lists its product as uncharacterized. The transcript is spliced from 2 exons. Bases 115 to 537 code for a protein of 140 amino acids. The record is from RefSeq and is a predicted model, not a curated record. Lineage: Eukaryota; Fungi; Ascomycota; Leotiomycetes; Helotiales; Hyaloscyphaceae.
GUGUGCACCAUGUUUCCUUCACAGUAGAAGUGUUGUAAAAACCCAUUCCAACUUGAUUCUUCGUGACUUCAUCUUCAUUCCAACCCUUUUUGAAUACUCAGCAACUUUCUUGAAAUGUCUCAAUACCAGCUUCCCAUCCUCCCACUCCCCCUUUCCUCCAGGAAAACAGAAGCCUCUCACCCCUCUCCGGGAUCCCUCACCCCAGAACAAAUCGAGAAAGACAACAAAUCCUACUAUGCAGCCGACGGCCCCUCGCAUACCAAUACUACUCAAGGCACAUCUCCCAAGACUGAACCACAGGGUGGUAAGGCAGGACCUCGCGUCGGAGGAACAACCAGCGGGCCACCUCGCUUUGACGCAUACACAAUCAGAAGGGGCCCAGGGGGUGCAUGGCUGAUCACUUGUCCAAGCGAUAUGGCGUUGAAGUCGUGGACUGGGAAUGGGGCGCAGUUUAGGAUCAAGAAGAGGUCCCGGCGUCGUUGUUCUAGCCGCGACUGCCCGAGGGACUCUCCUGUCUGCAGUUCGACACAAUCAUAAGUGUGAAUGUUGGCGUGACCCGUGGACUAUGUGUUCCAAAUCUAUCCAAAGUCAGUUACGGUUGCUAGACC